GGUAGUAGUGUGGUACAUGUUUGGGAUGUUUGGUAUUUUAGUGCAACUGUUAUUAUUUGUGGGACUCUUUUAGUACCAUAGUACUAUGUUCCUAUGUUUUAGUAUUAUUUGAGUUAUCUAGUUGAUUUUAGUGUUACGCAGGUUUUCGUAACGAAGUUACAGAGUGAUGUUUAAUUUAAUAACAAUGGUCUUCAGUAAUUUAUCGAGUUCAUUUGUGACAAAGAAGCUUGUAGGAGUUUCAAAAGCUUACUCUUAGGAAUUGGGGUUUCUGUUUCGAUUACCUUUCGCGUUAAUUUCUACCAAAACUUGUUAUAUUGCAAUUGGUGUUUUGAUCAAACACUGCCAAGCUUAUCUAUCAACUACCAAUCAAAACAAGUCCAGAAAACGUUUGUAUUCGAAAAAAACUGCACUGUUGCCAUUUUUUGUUUCGGAUUCUUGCAAGCGAAAAAAAAAAUGACUUCGGAUAGUAAUCGUUCCCUAUCAGCUGGUAUCUCAAUUCCCCAGUGGAUGAAAUCGAAAAUCAGCGACAGCAAAUUUGAUUCAGAAGAUUUUUUAUCUCCGCCCGAUAAUGAUGACAGUUUCUUGUAUAUCUACCCUAAAAAACUAAAAGAUGCAACGUCCAACAGCAAGAUAAACAACAACGUAGAGAUUGUAACAGACCAAAAGAAUAACUUCUCAACUUCUGAAACUACAGAAAAGGGUUGCUCCAGCUCUAGAAAUUUCAAGGGAGCACCAAAAGUUGACUACGAAAAGUAUACAGCACCUUGCAAGCCCUAUCUUAUUAAUUCUGAUAUAUUUUUAGGUCAAUUAAAGUCGUCGCAUUUUAAGCUUUCUCCCGAUCAAAAGAUCAAAUCAAACGGCACAGAUGAUGGUUUUAAAGGUGAAGCUGCUAAAUGUGGAUCGUCAGUUAUAAAAAUGGCACAUCAGAUUGUAUCUGGGAAACUGUCGCGUAACGAAAGCGAAAAUUCUUUGAAUGAAGAACCAGCAACCCCUCCUCCAAACUUUUACUCUUCCAAAAGACGCAAUAGUAAAUCAUUGCCGGCUUCACCCCUCUCAACUCCUAAUACCUCCCCAAAAAGUCAACGAAAAAUGAACAAAUAUUUCAAUGGAGUUUUUUUUGGUAACGAAAACUACCAAGGUAGUUGGAUCCUUUCAAGCCUUUUAAAAAAAAGAGAUAUCUCUAAAUCCGUUGAUCAAAUAGUAGAAGUUGAUGAACUAGAUAAUCACACACAGAAUGUUAUCAAAGUCGCAGAAGAAUUUAAUAGUAAAAUUACUCAAGCUGAACAAAAAAUUAAAAACAUUUACGUUCCGAAACCGGAAGAAAUUCGAGAAAUGAAUUUUUGGUCGCCGACAUCGAUGUAAUACAUUCAAAACAUUGGGAACAAUAGUUUUAAGAAAAUAAAAAAGUAUUCACAAGUUUUGGUACGAAUGAAUGUGAAAAACAUCGUAAUGAUUAAAUGCUCGCUUGUUUUUGUUUGAAUGUCAAAUUUUGUAUGAUUGCAUAAUAUCAUUAACUUAUUAUGUUUGGUAAUCAAACAAUAAUCAUGUAAAAGUGCUAUGAACUGAUAAAAUAAUUAUACAGUACUACUACUAUUCGGUAAGAUGAAAUAAAGUAGCUCAUUUUUUA
Molecule: messenger RNA, 1627 nt
Organism: Agrilus planipennis (emerald ash borer)
Lineage: Eukaryota; Metazoa; Arthropoda; Insecta; Coleoptera; Buprestidae
Exons: 4
Coding region: 454-1362 (302 amino acids)
Source: RefSeq, a predicted model, not a curated record